AAUAAAGCCAAAUUUUUUAUUUUGCAGAUGGGAACAUGAAACUCCUUUUCAUUAAUAAUGUUAAAUUUCUAUGGAAGCGAUAGGAGAUUUCGAAUAUAACAAAAAGGAUUUGAUUGGACAUGGGGCCUUUGCUGUGGUUUUUAAAGGGAAAAGAAAAAAAGAUGAGGCUAUAGUUGCAAUUAAAUCCAUAACGAAGAAAAAUUUGUCCAGAUCUCAUAGCUUACUCGGAAAAGAAAUAAAAAUAUUAAAAGAAUUGUCACAAUUGAAGCAUGAAAAUGUUGUUCAGUUAUUGGAUUGUAAAGAAACAUCAACUCAAGUUUAUUUGAUAAUGGAGUUUUGCAAUGGAGGGGAUCUAGCAGAUUAUUUACAAAAUAAAGGUUCACUUAGUGAAGAUACUAUAUCUUUGUUUUUCCGUCAAGUUGCUGCAGCACUAAAAGCUCUUAAUGCCAAAGGAAUUGUUCAUAGAGAUUUGAAACCACAGAACAUAUUAUUAUGUUAUCAAAUUGGUACCUCCAAAAUGUGUCCUCAUCAUGCUAUAUUAAAAAUUGCUGAUUUUGGGUUUGCCAGAUUUUUACAAGAUGGAGUUAUGGCUGCAACAUUAUGUGGUUCUCCAAUGUAUAUGGCUCCGGAAGUUAUAAUGUCCCUUCAAUAUGAUGCCAAAGCCGAUUUAUGGAGCAUUGGCACAAUCAUGUUUCAAUGCCUCACUGGAAAAGCACCAUUUCAAGCUCAAAGUCCCCAAGCAUUGAAAGCUUAUUACGAAAAAACGCCCAAUUUAAAACCAAAUAUUCCUUCCAGUACCUCUCAUGAACUCAAGACCCUUUUAUUGCGACUACUCAAGAGAAAUGCUAGAGAUAGAAUGGAAUUUGACGAGUUUUUCAACGACAAAUUUUUCCACCUGCCUAUUACUAAACAAACCUCUUCUCCUCAAACCCCUAACAUGAAUUCCUCAAAACCGAGAAGAAAAUACCCUCAUAAUAGCUCUAGUCCUGACAAUACCAUUAACAUUAGCAAUCAUAUUAUUGAUAAAAUCGAUUACAGAGCUAACGAGAGGCGAUCAAGGGAAAAACAUCUUUUAACCGAAACUAUAAAGAAUAAUGCUAUGCCGGUUUCGAAUAAUCGCCCUCAUAGCUCAUCAAACAAAACUAAUUCGAAUAACGAAAAUACGUAUAAGCGCCACUUGAGCAAUGUUAUGGAUAAAACUAUUCUAUGUGAAGAAAAACAAACUUAUGGAAAAUAUGUCAAUCAUCAGAUAGUUGAUCAUGGAGGUUUAUCGAAAUUUAAAAAUGCCUCUCCCGAUCGCAAGCAUUUUAAUUACCAUCAAUUCAAUGCAAGCGGUCAACGUGUUAAAAAUUGCAACGAUAAUCUUUUUCAAAAUUUCUCGAAAUGUGAAAGGAGCAAAAUUCCAUCAGAGGAAGUGACCACAAAUCUUUUAAAAUCAUAUCCUAAACAACGCGUUCUCAAUGAUUCUCCUAACCAGUUUUAUGAAGAUAAGCUUUUGAGAGAUUACGUUGUAGUAUCCGAUUCUAACGGUAUACCUAGCCAUAAUGCCACCAAUCUCAUCAAUAAGGCCACAAAGACAAACGUUAAAACUUCUUUACCUUCUAAUAAUUGCGCGAUUGUCGAAGAUUCAGUCAUAAAAGGUCAUGACAAAAAUACUAAAAAUUACACGGAAGAAAGUAAGGACGUAUUGAUAAAAAAACAAGCUUUAACACACGCAAAAAAAUUAAUUUCUGAACCUAUACCAGUUAUUUCCCGGGCUAUAUCUUUCGAAAAAGCAAUUGAAAUGAAAAAUAGGCAGGAUAAUGCACAUUUAGAUAAGAUUUCCGAUCCUUUUGAAAAAGAUGCUGGACUAAAGACUUUGAAAAAAACUACUGGUAAUAAUGAAAUUUCUUCUCAAGUUCCAUCCACACCUCCCACUUGCGCGAACUCUUUCAAUAAUUGCUCCUUGAAAAUAUCAUCACUUUCUUUACCAUCACUUCAAUUUAGUAAUUGUAUGCCGCCCUAUGGUAAUAAUCAUAUUAGAACAACCUCUCCUAAAGUCACUUUUAAUCAUGUGAAUCAAUAUAUUUAUGCACCUCAAAAUAGCUCUGCCACCCACAAAUAUCAUUCUUCAUUUACACCACCUAACUCCUUAACAAAGUAUGCACCAAAUUCUUCUCCCAAUAUGCCCUUUACCAAUAAUAAUCAAUUGCAUUCAAUAAGAUCAAAUACCGUCCCCGAUUUCGUUUUAACCUAUCAAAAUAACAAUAUGGACAAUGGAAUAAAUAAUUUUAAUGUUGACAACGGAUUUUUAUUUCAAAAACAAUCAGCUAUCCCUGGUAACACUGAAUAUUUUCACAGCUUUCCUCCUGAUUUAUCGGAAGAGACAUUACUUGAAAAAGAGCACAACGAAAUAUUGGCCAAAUUGAAUUUCGUGCACGUGUUGGUGGAAUGUAUCAUGGAAAUUAUAGUCUUUAAGAAAUCUCCUUUCAGUGAGUAUCUGAUGUCCGAUAUUCAACCUCAGCAAAAUAAUUCAAGAGAAACCAAAAAGGAUUGUAACGAAGACGAUGUAUUUAAGAUGGAUCUUGAAAUAGUGACUUUGUAUAUCCACGUUUUGCAAAUUUUAAGCGCUUCGUUAGAUGUCGCGUCUCAAGAGAUGGCUUCCAAACGGUUACAAUCAUCAAAUGCCGUUCGAUCAGUUAUACUUUCCAUGCACCGUUUUUAUCACGACUCUUUGCUCAUGUGUGAACAAUCUAUAGAAGUUAUCAAUCGUAAAUACAAGAUUAAAAAAGAUACGCUACUUUUUCAUAAUUGCGAAAAUGGUGAAAAAAUUGUGUCUUCGUUGAUGCCAGCCGAAAAUUUGAUUUAUGAGUAUUGUGUUCACUUGUGUCAAGCGGCGGUAUUGGAUGAAUUAUUCGGAGAAUCUCAUGAAUGCUUCGAAAAAUAUCACAAAGCUCACAUUUUGCUACAUACAUUGCACCAGCAAAUUAUGGAUAAUCCCGACUCCGAUGAUGAAAGGAUUUUAAAAACCCUAAAAAAUAGCGUAGAAAACCGUCUAUUGAACAUCAGCCUACGUGCGCACGUUCCUUUAAACCCUAACGAAAUUAAUUGUUUUUAAUGAUUUGAGGAUUUCAUAUUGCAAAAUUAUAAAAUCAAUAAUUAUUACGAUUUAUAACGGUAUGUGUCCCAUUUUCCCCCCUUAUAUUUAUCUUGUUCAAUUAAAUAUUUAAUAGAAUUAUUUUUAGAACCUUUUAAUUAGUAAUUAUUAUUAAUAUUAGCUUUGUCAUAAAUUUAUCUAUACAACUAAAGUAAUGUAUCUUAAUAUAUAAAAAUUUACUAGUGGCAAUCUUUAUGUAUAUACAUUUUUCACUUAAUUUAUACUGGCAGUAAGAUGCGAACAUUUAUUAU
Messenger RNA from Gordionus sp. m RMFG-2023, 3387 nucleotides. Its product is annotated as serine/threonine-protein kinase unc-51-like. Bases 71 to 3097 code for a protein of 1008 amino acids. Gene Ontology annotation, molecular function: ATP binding; protein serine/threonine kinase activity. Gene Ontology annotation, biological process: autophagosome assembly; protein autophosphorylation; response to starvation. NCBI's taxonomy places the organism in Eukaryota, Metazoa, Nematomorpha, Gordioida, Chordodea, Parachordodidae. Gene Ontology annotation, cellular component: autophagosome; cytoplasm; phagophore assembly site. The record is from RefSeq and is a predicted model, not a curated record. The transcript is spliced from 27 exons.